AAUUUGUCGCACAAAAAAAUAUUCAUCUGGUGCUCUCCUCUCCUUUCCUCCCCAUUCAUCUCCCUUCUUCCUUCAUCGUGCACCAACUGCUUCUGCCGAAAUCCUACUCAGCACGAGGCGAUGGAGGUGGGAGAAGCUGUGGUGGAAGCUGCGAUCGGAUGGCUGGUGGGAAGCGUCCUGAACCUCUUCACUGAAAAGUUGGUUGCAUGGACUUACGAAGUUGGGCUUGCCCACGAUGUGGAGAAGUUCAAGUCAGCCAUGAUGUAUGUCCAGAUAGUGCUUGCUGCUGCCAACGGGACGAAGAUCGAGAACCAGCCGCUGGCUCAGUCUCUGAGUGAUCUUAAGGGGCUGCUCUACGACGCCGAGGAUGUGAUGGACGAGCUCGACUACUACCGCCUCAAAGAACAGGUCACAAGUGGCAAUACUGGAGCUGGUUCAGUUACUGUUGCGCACAAUACUACAACUUCAUCCACGUCGUCUCGCAAUUUCGUUCGCCAGAUUGGAAGCGCCGUAAUGGAACGUUUGAAGAAAAGGAAAAGAGAGGAUGACCACAACAUUGCUGCCAACAGACACCUAGGAAACAUGACUACUGAGUUUUCUCGUACGAUAAAGGACAUUGCUGAUAAACUACGAGAGCUUGGGGGUGAUGUUAGUAACGCUCUGAAAAUAGAUGUAUCGAACUUCCGUGUAGCUUCAAAUCUGAAUCAGAAUACACCCAAGGACACACGUCUAACAUCAUCAUAUCUUGUUGAGCCUAAAGUGUACGGGAGGGAUGCAGAGAUGGAAUCCAUCCUAAAGCUGAUGGCAAGCAACAGAUCCAAUGGCAUAACUGUCCUACCGAUUGUAGGCAUAGGAGGCAUUGGGAAGACAACUCUAGCCCAGCUUGUGUACAAUGAUCCAAUGGUUGCAAAUCAGUUUCAGAUCAAGAUAUGGGUUUGGGUGUCUGAUAACUUUAAUGUACCUAGGCUGACAAGGGAGAUGUUAGACUGUGCCUCUAAACAAAGGCAAGCAGAAACAAGCAACUUGAACAAGCUUCAGGAGGAUCUAGAGAAAAGCAUGAAAUCUAGGAGGUUUCUAAUUGUCUUGGAUGAUGUCUGGGAUGACAUGAACGAAGACUCUUGGAACCAACUGUUAGCUCCUUUGAAACGUAAGGCGAUGGGUAAUCAGGAAAUGUGUAGUCAGGAAAUGGGUAAUCUGGAAAUGGGUAAUCAGGCAAUGGGUAAUCAGGAAAUGGGUAAUAUGAUACUUGUGACAACUCGAAAAUUGUCUGUUGCAGAAAUGACAAAGACAGUUGAACCAAUCAUGUUACGUGCCAUGGAAGGGGAUGAUUUCUGGCAACUAUUUGAAUCAUAUGCAUUUGGUGAUCGACAAUAUAAAGAUCAAAGGCUGUACAAUAUUGGGAAGCAAAUAGCUCGAGAGUUGAUGGGGAACCCCUUAGCAGCAAAAACUGUUGGCGCGCUAUUAAGAAGAAAUAUGAACAUUGAUAACUGGACUAACAUUCUAAACAGUGAAGAAUGGAAGUCCCUACCAGGCCUCAUGCCUGUUUUGAAGCUCAGCUAUGAUUACCUACCAGGUCACUUGCAGCAUUGCUUCAAAUAUUGUUGUCUAUUCCCCAAGGAUUAUCGCUUUGGUGGAGCGGAGUUGGUCAGAAUUUGGAUUUCACAAGGAUUUGUGGAUGGUAGCCGUACCAGUAAAAGUCUAGAGGACACAGGGAAUGACUAUUUGGCUGAUUUGGUGGACUCGGGCUUCUUUGAGAAAAUUGGAAGGGACGGGCAUUCUCCGGAAUGCUUUGUCAUGCAUGAUCUUAUACAUGAUUUAGCAUGGCAGGUUUCAAAGGAUGAAUUUGGGACUAUAAAUGACAGAGACUGUGAAGAAAUCUUACCAACUGUACGCCAUCUAUCAAUAGUUACUGAUUCAGAAUUUUCUCAUGAAAUUUUUGAAAAAAAGAUGCUGCAGGUUAAAUCUGCGAGAAAGCUGAGGUCCUUGGUAUUAAUUGGCUAUUACGACCCGUCUUUUUUCAGAUACUUCCAGAAUAUGUUCAAACAAGCAGAAAAUUUACGGUUGCUGCAAAUCUGUGCAACUUAUGCUGAUUUUGUUUCCUUCCUGAGCAGUUUGGUAAAUUGUUCCCAUCUUCGCUACCUAAAACUUGAUAACAAAGGGAGCGAUGAAGCUUUGCCUAUAUCUCUGAGGAACUUUUACCAUCUUGAAGUAAUAGAUGCUGGACACCCAACUAUAGUUCAUGGUAUGUAUGAUCUUGUCAGCAUGAGGUAUCUUGUUGUGACAAAGGGAGCACGCUCUUCUGUUACUAGUGUUGGUGAAAUGAGCGAUCAUCAAGAUGUGCCGAAUUUCACAGAUCAAAAUUCUAGCUGCUCUGAGAUAACACAACUUCAAUCCAUGAACAAGCUUGUACAACUUGGUGUGUUUCAACUCGAAAAUGUCAGUAGUGCCGAGGCUUCUGGUGCAAGACUGAGAGAUAAACAACACUUGCAAAAGCUGGGCUUGUCUUGGAACGAUACUUUGUCGCAGGAUGGAUAUGAUAGUCAAAGUUCUGAACAAUUUGUUGACACAGCGAAAGAGGUUAUUGAGGGUCUUGAACCACAUCGAAACCUAAAGCAUCUUCAAAUCUCUGGGUACAGUGGUGCUACCUCCCCAGCUUGGCUUGCCACUUCAGUUAGCUGUUUGCAAACGCUUCAUCUAGAGGAUUGUGGACAAUGGCAAAUACUCCCAUCUCUAGGGAGGCUUUCGUUUCUUACAAAGUUGAAGUUAAGGAAGAUGCAGAAAGUAAUAGAAGUAUCGAUUCCUUCAUUGGAGAAGCUGGUGCUGAUUGAAAUGCCAAAGUUGGAGAGAUGUUCCUGCAAUUCCGUGAGGGACUUGAACUCUAGUUUAAGGAUACUGGAGAUUGAGAAAUGCAGUAAACUGAAGGUCUUUCCUCUCCUCGAGAGCUGCGAGAAACACAAAAUCGAGAAGAAGUCAUGGUUGCCCCGUCUUAGCGAGCUUACCAUCCAUGAUUGUCCUUAUUUAAUGGUAGCAUAUCCUCUACCACCUUCAAGUAGCGGUUGUAAAUUAUCCAUCGCGAGAGUUUCAACACUUCCAACGAUGGAGGGAUCAUCCAACGGAGAAUUGAUAAUUGGAGCGGACUCUUACGAUGGAGAAUUUGAUGAGGAUUCCGAUGGGCUGACAAACCUGGACGACAAAAUUGUGUCAUUCCAUAAUCUGAGGGACCUGACUCGCUUGCAAAUAGUACGGUGCCAAAAUCUAUCGUCUAUUUCACUCGAAGGUUUCAGGCAACUCAUCAGCUUAAAGAGUUUGGAAAUAGACUUUUGCGGAAAACUUUUCUCUUCAGUUGUUGUGCCAGAGCAUACCCAUGAAUACAUGGCAGACGCAAAUUUCAUUGCCCUCCCGUCUCUCAAGUAUCUCAGGAUUGAUUCAUGGGGAAUAACCGGGAAGUGGCUAACUGUGAUUCUGAAACAUGUGCCGGUCCUAGAGGAGUUGGAUUUAAAUGAUCUGAAUAUAUCAGGGCUAUUGAUAGAAGGGAAAGAGAGUGGUUUAUCACAUCUCACCUCAGCUCAUAGGGCUUCAUCAUCAGGAAAUAGAGAUGACGCAAUGACAAGCUCAACUCCAGAUGGGCUGCUGCGUGUUCCAUCAAAACUCAUCCCCUCUCUCAAGAGGAUGUCUAUAUGGGAUUGCCGCAACCUAACAUUUCAGAUGAGCCAGGAAGGCUUCGCUGGAUUCACCUCCCUUGAGGAGCUAACAGUUGUCGGAUGCCCCAGGCUGAUACCGUCUUCAGUGCAUAAAGACGAAAACAAUGACCAGGGAACCGGAAGAUGGCUUCUCCCGCACUCACUUGGCAGACUUACGAUCAACCAUUCCACAGAAAUUCUGAGGCCCUACUUCGAGGAGAACCACACCUGCCUCAAAAAAUUAGAAGUAACGAACAGCCCAAGUUUGAGAUGUCUAAAGCUGGAUUCCUGCACAGCACUGGAGGGAUUGGAUAUUCAUGGUUGUGAAUCGCUCACCGCGUUAGAGGGCUUAGAUUCCUGCACAACACUGGAAGAGAUGAUGAUUCGUCAUUGUGGAUCGUUCACCGAGCUAGGGGGCUUCUCUGGAUUCACCUCCCUUAAGAAGCUAACAAUUUGGGAAUGUCCCAGACUGAUACCGUCUUUGGUGCAUAAAGACGAAAACAGUGACCAGGGAACCGGAAGAUGGUUUCUCCCGCACUCACUUGGCGAACUUAAGAUCAACCAUUCCGCAGAAAUUCUGCAGCCCUGCUUCGAGGAGAACCACAACUGCCUCAAAAAACUAGAAAUAUGGGGCAGCCCAAGUUUGAAAUGUCUACAGCUGGAUUUCUGCACAGCACUGGAAGAGAUGGCGAUUGGUGGUUGUGGAUCGCUCACCGCGCUACAGGGCUUGCAAUCCCUCGGCGGUCUCAGGUAUUUGAUAGUAUGCCGCUGCCCUGGUUUACCUCCAUGUUUGGAGCAUCUGUCAAGGCAGGGCUAUGAGCUGUGCCCUCGACUGGAAACGCUUCAGAUCGAUGACUACUCUUUCCUUACCAAGUCAUUCUGCAAGCACCUCACAUCCCUCCAACGCCUACAAUUGCACGCUUUGUCCAGACAAGUUACGAAACUAACAGAUGAGCAAGAGAGUGCGCUUCGGCUCCUCACGUCCCUCCAGGAGCUCGAUUUUCAGAAUUGCCGAAGUCUAGCAGAUCUUCCUGUGGGUCUCCACAGCCUUCCCUCCCUCAAGAGGUUGAAGAUCUUCAAUUGCGGGAGUAUCUCAAGACUGCCACAGAUGGGCCUCCCACCUACGCUGGAAGAGUUGGAUGUUAGCUGGUGCAGCGAUGAGCUAUCUGAGCAAUGCAGAAAGCUAGCAACAAGCAAGCUAAAGGUCAAAAUUGAUUGCUUAUUACAGGGUGGUACGUGAACUGAUUACUGGGUGGCUUGUUCAGCACACGUUUCUACCUGAGCAGCAGGCGUUCAAGCUUCUGUACAUACCAGUGCUGCAGUGGCGUUGAGAAAAUUUGUGUGCUAUCAUGUUCAACGAGAAGGGACUCCGAGAUAUAUCUGAAGAUACAUUGUGCUUUUCAUAAACAAAAUUUGGUGUAAAUAAGCGUAUUCAAAAUUUUCAUGCUAACCAUGCAAAAUGCUCUGCAACUACAACAAGGUACUCUCCAAUUCUCAGCCUCAAUUUGAGAUUAAUGAUUGUGGAUCACUCACCGCGCUAGAGGGCUUGCAAUCCCUCGGCGGUCUCAGGUCUUUGGUGGUAUCCGGCUGCCUUGUUUUACAGCUCCAAAUGAGAAUUGCUACAAACUCACAGAUCUUCCUGUGAGACUGCUAACGUGCGAACUCUCAACACUGGUUGAUAAUCACUUUCGUAGUAUGCGAUUGCUUGCCACAAAUGGGCCUCCACCUACGCUGGAAAAGCUGGAUGUUAUCUGUUGCAGCGAUGAGUUAAUCGAGCAAUGCAGAAAGGUAGCAACAAGCAAGCUAAAGGUCAGAAUUGAUGACAAGGAAUAUGUUGUGAAUCGUUGAGCACACGUUUCUACUAGCACGUCAGAUUUCAUUGUAUUGCUUUCCAAGUCUCUUUGCAGCAUUCAAGCUACUGUACAUUCUAUUGCUACAUCGUCUGUCUUCCGGAUCAAUACAAGUAUCAUACAAUUAGCUGUUCAAGAAAGUGUUUACACAACACACAACCCUGUUUCUCCUGGAUCACCUGUUGCAAGGCUUAUGUUUGCCAGACAAGAGGCCAAAGGUGUGGUUCUUUUUACUCAGAAGCAUCAAAAACUGAAUUUCUCGUGCCAGAUUCUGCGCGGAUUUUGUUUCACUUCUGAACCUCGUCCUCACGUGGUCGUGUUGCUGAUUUACGGUUGCCGUGCUUUGUUAUAAACUUGUUGGGAUUCCCGAAAGCUCAGAGUAUUCGUGUGCUAUCAUGUCCAACGAGAAGGGAAUAUAAGAUAUAUCUGAAGAUACAAUGUGCUUUUAUUUCGAAUCAUGCAAAAAUGUUCUGCAACUACAAUACUGCACUCCAGCUCUCAUCCUCUGAUGUGAUAAACAGUCGAGACCAAUAUGAUGGGAUUGAGCCAACUCAUACCUCGCUGUCAUAAAUCAAGAUGGGCUAGCGAGCAGACAGCUAGUCUGCAUAAAUUUGAGUAUGCAGCCUGCGACGCACUGUGUUACUGCCGAUUGAUUUUCAUUAUUCCGUCUGGGCCUUUUGAAGGCAAACAUGUCGCACCUUUGAUUGUCAUUGAAUUCAGGUAAUUUUGCUGCUGAUGUGAAGCAGUUCUGUAAGUGGUAGUUUCAAAAA
This is a messenger RNA of Phragmites australis (common reed), 6300 nucleotides long. RefSeq names its product putative disease resistance protein RGA1. Gene Ontology annotation, biological process: defense response to other organism. Bases 121 to 4920 code for a protein of 1599 amino acids. The record is from RefSeq and is a predicted model, not a curated record. NCBI's taxonomy places the organism in Eukaryota, Viridiplantae, Streptophyta, Magnoliopsida, Poales, Poaceae. Gene Ontology annotation, molecular function: ADP binding. The transcript has 6 exons.